ACUAGCGCUAGGCUCAUUCUCGGAAUAAUGCUACUGGGGUUCGGUGAUGUUUAUAGCACUAUGAACUGACCGGGAUCUACCUGCACACGAUGAACGAGUGUGGCUUAAGGAGGCUUCUCCUAACCCUACUCUUACUUGGAGGAAGCGCCACUGUCCAAGGCGAACCAGGGGCGGGGAAAGUCGUCUGGGAGAAAUGGAACCACGACUAUAUGAAGAACAGCAAGCGUUUUCUGUACGAUUCCUUUCCUGCAAACUUUCUAUGGGGCGUGGGGAGCUCUGCGUUUCAGAUUGAGGGAGGUUGGAAGAAGGAUGGGAAAGGACCCUCUGUCUGGGAUCUCUUCACUCACAACGAGUUUUCCAGAUUCAACAACACCACCGCGGAUAUCUCCAGCAGCAGCUACACCUUCUUGGAGAAGGACUUGGAGGCCCUUGAAUUCCUGGGUGUCUCCUCUUAUCUUUUCUCCAUCUCGUGGCCCCGCUUGUUUCCAAAUGGAGAAGUAGAAUCUGUCAACGUCAAGGGCCUCCAGUACUACAAUACACUCAUUGACUCCCUGAUCCAGAGGAACAUUACUCCCAUUGUCACCCUCUACCACUGGGACCUGCCCUUCGCAUUGCAAGAACAACACGGAGGCUGGACCAGCCAGGCUAUGGUUGACAUAUUUAACCAAUACGCCAAAUUCUGCUUUCAGACAUUUGGGGAUCGUGUUAAAUUCUGGAUCACAAUCCACAAUCCUUUCCUGAUCGCCUGGCAUGGGUAUAAAACAGGAAAUUAUCCCCCGGGACAGAGAAAUAAUCUUGCAGCUAUGUAUACUGUGGGGCACAACAUGAUUAAGGCACAUGCAAAAGUCUGGCACACAUAUGAUAAACAAUUUCGCAAGUCUCAGAAAGGUUUUGUGUCCAUCGUGUUGGGAUCCCAUUGGAUUAAACCAAAGAAUGAGAACUACAACUACAAGAAUUUCCAGAGAUCCAUGGACAUGAUGCUGGGCUGGUUUGCCAAACCAAUCUUUGUAGAUGGUGACUACCCAGAGAGCUUGAAAACACAAACCAAUCCUUCUCUGCCUAUGUUCACUGAUAAAGAAAAGUACUUCAUCAAUGGAACUGCAGACUUCUUUGCAUUCUCGUUUGGGCCAUAUAACUUCCGAUUAUUGGAAGAUACUCUCAAACUUAAAGAUCAUCUAUCGCUGCACCUUGGACAAGUCUUGAACUGGAUUAAGAUGGAAUACAAUAACCCAAGGAUCUUCAUCGCGGAGAAUGGAUGGUUUUCUGAUAAUGUUGUAAAAACAGAAGACACAAUUGCUAUUUAUCUCAUGAAGAAAUUCAUAAAUGAGUUGUUAAAAGUUAUCCGCUUUGACGGAGUCAACGUGUUUGGAUACACCGCCUGGUCUCUACUCGAUGGCUUUGAGUGGCAAUUCGGCUACACCAUCGCACGAGGGUUAUUUUAUGUGGAUUUCAGCAGCAAAAAAAAAUCCAGGAUUGCAAAAUCUUCCGCCCGGUUCUACAAACAGAUCAUCGAACAAAAUGGAUUUCCGAUGACCGAGGACAGCCGCCGUGUGAAUGGACAGUUUCCGUGUGACUUCUCCUGGGGAGUUGCAGAGUCGGCGCUGCCGGUAAACAAAGCAAUCUUUUCCCCCGAGUUUGUUGAUCACAGCCUUUACAUUUGGAACUGCAGUGGAGAUCAGAAACUUUACAAAGUCAUGGGCGUGACCAAGUGGCCCCGUCCAGCUCAAUGCACUGAUUUCAGCAACUUCAAACAACACGUGGCGCUGGUGAAAAAGAUGAAUGUGACUCAGUUCAGUUUCGCCUUCAAGUGGUCCCAGAUAUUACCCCGCGGGGACCGCUCCAAUAUCAACAGAAGCAUUCUGAGUUACUACCGCUGCAUCAUCAGCGAGCUGUUAAAGCUGAACAUUGCUUCCGCAGUCACUUUGUAUCAUCCAACACACCGUGAUGUUGACGUGCCCAAACCGCUGCUGAGACAGGGAGGGUGGCUCAAUAAGCAGACGGCCGUGGCUUUCCAAGAUUACGCGAAAUUGUGUUUCCAGGAAUUUGGAGAUUUGGUUAAAUUGUGGCUCACAAUGCAUGAACCGAACAUGAACGUCGAGGGAAGCCUGGAGCCGUACAGGGCAGCACACAACAUGAUUAUCGCCCAUGCCCUGGCGUGGCAUACAUACAACAGAGACUUCAGGGACAGGUACCAUGGGCUGGUCUCACUCACUCUGCGCGCUGACUGGGUGGAGCCAGCAAACCCCUUCCUCGAAUCCCACCAGAAAGCUGCCCAGAGACUUCUGCAGUUCCACAUAGCCUGGUUUGCAGAUCCCAUUUUUAAAACUGGCGACUAUCCACACACUAUGAGAGAUUACAUCCUCAUGAAAAAUAGAAAAAAUCUCACGCGUUCAUUUUUGCUCCAUUUCAGUGGGGAGGAGAAAGAGAUGAUCAGGGGGAGUGCAGACUUUUUUGCACUGAGUCAUUUCACCACAAGGCUCAUUUACCCACUUGUGCACAAACCUAACACUGGCAGUAGGUAUGAAAUGGAUCACGACGGGAGCUUACUGAGAGACGUGACUUUGCUGACAAUCCCAUCUCCCUCCCAUCUUUUCUUCCCUUUCCCCUCCCGCCGCCACUAUCGCUCGGAGAUGGCAGUCACGCCGUCAGGGAUACGAAGGGUUCUGAAAUGGAUCAAAUUGCAAUAUGGAAAUGUGGACAUUUACAUCACGGCAAAUGGAGUUUGGGACAGUCCCGCCAUCAGCGACGAGCUUCGAAUAUAUUACCAUAAACAUUAUAUUAAUGAGGUGUUGAAAGCGCAUCUACUGGACCAAGUUAACGUCAAAGGAUACUUUGCCUUGACAUUAAAGGAUAAACAUACAAAUAAACAGCCCUCGAGAUUUCUCAAUGCUUCUGAGCCAAAGUCUUCAUUAGAAUUUUACAACAAACUCAUCAUUGCCAAUGGGUUUCCUUUGGGAACAACCAGUAAACAUUGCCCUCGCGAGAAAGACAUUCCGGUCCAAUGUCCCGUGUGUGUGUUUAUAAGAGAGAAACAAAUAUUUAUAUUUUUAGGAUCAUGUCUCCUACUGAUCGCUGUGCUGUUUGCUGCGAUUAUUAUCAUACGCAGAAGAAAAUAAAACAGUUGGGUCUUUAGCCUACAACUUCACGAAGACAUCCCUAACAAGUCGGUUUUCCAGUUCCGAUUGUGUGAACAGUUUUGCUGGAUCCAUACUAUUUAUUAUUGAAUCUCCAUCGCAAGAGUCGGGGAAAGAUAAUAUUGUAACCUCGGCAGAAAGAAAAGACAACGGAUAAAAGACGAGGUACAUGUACCAGCCGUGUGCAACGCCAACGCUUCUGAUUUCUGAAUUUCGUUUGUUGGGCCGAUGCAAAUCAUAAUUUAGGGGAGCAUUGGAAGGUUAAACUAAGUAUUUUAUCAAGAUACGUAUCAGAAUUGUAUUUUUUUUGUAAACAUCCACAUCCAGCAAUCAACUGCACCAAGUAUGUGCAGUACAUAAAUGAUGAACGGAGCUUUGCGUGGGGUUUACAGGUAGUAGCCAAGGGGAAACUUAGAUAUGGAGAUUUAGAACAUCUAACCAUACAAUGUAAUCCACUCUGUGCCCAAUGUGAAUUUACUGGUCAAUAAAUACUUAACCGAAGGUAUAGACACAAAAAGCUGGAGUAACUCAGCGGGUCAGGCAAUAUCUCUGGAGAAAAUGAAUAGUCGACGUUUCGGGUCGAGACCCUUCUUCAGACCGAGAUGUCUUAAGUAUUUUAUCUUUACGGGUUGGCUAAGGCUAUCCCGGCACAGAUGUCCACAAUUCGAUGAUUAUACACAGGGUUACUAUAAUGCGUCGAUCAUUAAGGUCCUACAUCAAAAACAGUCAGCUAAAAAGCGGUGAAGAUUGCGUUGAGGUAUUACCACUAGCAUCCACCGAUGGAAAGUAAUAAACAGCUUACGGUAAAGUUGUGGUUUGAUGCCGUCCAUGGUGCUCACUGAAGUAUCCCCGAAUACGUUUAAAAAUGAUCGAAUCCUAGGCAUAAUGAUUUAAAAUUCCCAAUAUUGGAGCCCCAAAUAAAAAUUUGUGCAAAGAUUUUGCGUUUUACGCGAGACGAAGGAGAAAUCUGAGUCAGCCAAUAUUUAAACAGUAAUUGGACAUUAUUAAACAGCGUUAAAUCAUACAACAAUCGGUCCACCAGUAGCCGAGCAGAGGACAUCCGAUUUAUUCAGCCGAGUAAUCGAAACAUCCAAAAUUUUAAUCAGAAACUGUGAGAUUCACUUCCGAUGUUCAGAUGUCAUUUAAUUUCACUAACCUCAUUUGGCUGAAUUGUUAGUCGUGUUUUAUGGGCCGUGAAGUGGAGAUGUCAGUGAAAUAAAAUCGCUUAAACCAUUGCUCGUUGGGAAUGAAGUGAAAAAGAAACCGUGUGUGUAUCAAUUCAGUUUCAUACAUCUUCACAGAAGUAGGUUCUAUCUGGAAAAUGUAAUUUUGAAACUUGCAGAGUAUGACCGACGUAUUCCUUUAUAUGAAAUAAAAUAAAUUAUUUUAAUCAAAACGAG
Amblyraja radiata (thorny skate) is the source of this 4534-nucleotide messenger RNA. RefSeq names its product beta-klotho. The record is from RefSeq and is a predicted model, not a curated record. Gene Ontology annotation, molecular function: hydrolase activity, hydrolyzing O-glycosyl compounds. Lineage: Eukaryota; Metazoa; Chordata; Chondrichthyes; Rajiformes; Rajidae. Gene Ontology annotation, biological process: carbohydrate metabolic process.